Molecule: messenger RNA, 1269 nt
Organism: Ostrinia nubilalis (European corn borer)
Lineage: Eukaryota; Metazoa; Arthropoda; Insecta; Lepidoptera; Crambidae
Exons: 2
Coding region: 1-1269 (422 amino acids)
Molecular function (GO): catalytic activity
Source: RefSeq, a predicted model, not a curated record
AUGUCACCGUCUCCCUAUAGUGCGACGGGCGAGUUUAUUUUCAUCGAAGUAAACGUGAAGGGCAUCAAGGCUGUCCUUGGGGUGGUGUACUGCCCCCCUGGGGUGGACUACCUCCCCAAGCUCGAGUCUGCUUUGGAACCGAUUUCCGCAGAUUACAUACAUCACUUAAUCAUGGGCGACUUCAAUACCAAUCUUCUUGUAAAUUCCUCUUCCUCUACCAAACUUACCUCAUUGGUCACUUCCUUGAAUCUCUCUAUUCUUCCGUUACAAGCCACCCACCACAAUAUUGAUUCCCCUGACACCUUACUCGACCUUGUAAUCACAUCCGCACCUGACAGUAUUAUUGCGCAUGGUCAGUGUCCUGCACCAGGUUUCUCACGACACGAUCUUGUUUACGCGAGCUACAGGCUACACACUAGCAAACAGAAACUAGAGACCGUGCUUAUGCGUAGUAUGUCUAAGGUGGAUGCAGACGCCAUUAGGCGCGAUGCAGCCUCACUCGACUGGGAUCAAGUUGUGUCUGCAACAACUAUCGAUGACAAGGUCGCCGUCUUCAACUCCAAUCUACUAACCCUCUACGACGUGCACGCGCCGCUGCGGCUUGUGAAACUUAAACGUCCACCUGCACCAUGGAUCUCGAAGGGUGUGCGUAUGGCGAUGACUCGUCGAGACAGGGCCUUCCACAACUAUAAGCGUGACCGCUCUGAUAUCAACUGGUGCAAAUACAAAGCGGCUAGAAACCGCUGCAAUCAAGUGGUGAGAUCUGCCAAACGUCGUCACAUCCAUGACAACAUUAUCGAUGCCUCUUCAGCUGAUGUUUGGAAGUUUCUCAAAACACUGGGUAUCGGUAAAAAUCCUACAAAGCUCACCCACUCUUCUUUCUCUGGCGAUGACCUCAAUACUCAUUUUUCCUCUGCUUCCGUAUUGGAUCCACUCAUUAGAUCACAAACCAUCUCCGAGGUAACUUCCACAGCUCUUUUGGUUCCAGAAGUCUUUGUUUUCUCCGCGGUGUCUGAUGAUGGGGUCAGGAAAAUUAUCCACUCCAUAAAAUCCAAAGCGGUUGGCGUCGAUGACAUCAGCCGAUUGACCAAACCAAGGCUGAGAUUUGCCACCAAUGGGAACAACAGAAGACGGUAUGAAAAGUUCCAUACCCUGCAGCACCACAUCAGCAACAAGAUCAGCAACGACGCUGGGAUCAUCCUGCGUGAAGCAAACCUGCCUCCAGGGGUAAGAUGCGAAGAAGGACCGCAUCUCAUCCCAGUCUGCUGA